AUGCGCACCUUCAUCAAGUUUCUCCUGGUCCUGCCAGCCGUAUUUGCUGCUCCAACCCUUGAGCCGGAGACGAUUGCGGGCUCAUACAUCUUCAAGUUGCGCAAAGGAUCAGCCCUUGGGCCUGUCUCCAAAGCUGUGUCCAAUCACCUCAAAAUCAAACCCGCUCGCGUGUACUCACUCGGCGAUUUCCAAGCGUUCCAUAUCAAAGGCGUCCGAUCCACGACUGGUCUCCUUGAAAAAUUUGGUCAGAUCGAAUCGAUUGAGCCUGAUGCGAAGGUCUAUGCUUCGAAGCUGGAGACCCAGACGAGCGCACCAUGGGGCCUGGGAAGAAUCAGUCAUAGUAAGAAUGGAUCCACUGAGUAUGUGUACGAUGGCACCGCAGGUGUGGGUACCUUCGCUUACGUCGUCGAUACUGGUAUUCGCACAACUCACAAAGAAUUCGGAGGCCGUGCAGUCUGGGGAUCCAACCAUGUCGACGACAACAACACAGACGGCAACGGUCAUGGUACGCAUGUCGCUGGCACAAUUGGCUCAAAAACAUACGGCGUUGCGAAGAACACAACGCUCGUCGCGGUAAAAGUUCUCGAUGCCACCGGAGCUGGGGCGAUUUCCGGCGUGAUCGAAGGCGUGAUCUGGGCCGCCAACGACAUGGUGGCAAGAAACCGCACUGGAAAGGCCGUCGCCAACCUCAGCCUUGGGGGUGCGGCCAGCGCGUCCCUGGACAAGGCCGUUGCUGCCGCCAUCAAACAAGGACUCUUCUUCGCCGUUGCUGCAGGUAACAGCGCUAUACUCGCUUCAAUGGUCUCUCCAGCUCGUGUACCAGAGGCAUGCACAGUAGGUGCAACGGACCAGUACGACAACCUCGCCUCCUUUUCCAACUGGGGCCCCAGCGUGGAUAUUCAUGCACCGGGCGUGAAUGUACUGAGUACGUCGAACCAGGGUGAUACCGCCACGGCUACCUUGUCGGGGACGAGCAUGGCGGCCCCGCAUGUUGCUGGCCUGGGAGCGUAUUUUCUUGCUCUUCCGGGCAACAAGCCGACACCUGAUGAGCUUUGCAAACACAUCAAAGACAGAAGCACGAAGAACGUGAUCAAUACUACACUGGCUAUCGGGCUGGUCACGACAAAAGAUUUGGCUUACAAUGGCAGUGGUAAAUGA
Molecule: messenger RNA, 1158 nt
Organism: Paraphaeosphaeria sporulosa
Lineage: Eukaryota; Fungi; Ascomycota; Dothideomycetes; Pleosporales; Didymosphaeriaceae
Product: subtilase
Exons: 2
Coding region: 1-1158 (385 amino acids)
Biological process (GO): proteolysis
Molecular function (GO): serine-type endopeptidase activity
Source: RefSeq, a predicted model, not a curated record